CGCGCUCUUCCCGGGCUGCAGGGGACAUUGGUGCGUAAACAGGAUUAACUCUCUCCGCCCCAGCUGCCGCUGGUCUGCCCCGGCCUGCGGGCCGGAGCGAGUCCACUGGUACCCGGAGGGGAGGGCGCAGCUCUGGGAGCGGGGAAUGGAGAAACUCCGGACUCGGGAGCUGUCUCCGGGGCCCACUUCUUCCCAGGGUGGAGCGAGGGGCCGCACCCUCACGAGUUGCUCCUCAAAAGCCGAGGCGGACGGCGACGAAGGCACCGGUUCCUAGCCGCCGCCUCGCGUCUACCUCCUCCCUCUCCGUCCCCGCGCUUCCUCUCCGCCCACCGCGCUCCAGCCGCGGGGUCGCAGCCCCCGCUUGCCGCCCGGCUCCCCGGGGACCCUGCGCCAGCCCCUCGCCCAGCCAUGGGGGAUCUGCCGGGCCUCGUGCGCAUCUCCAUCGCGCUGCGCAUCCAGCCCAACGACGGCCUGGUCUUCUUCAAGGUGGACGGGCAACGCUUCGGCCAAAUCCGAACCAUCAAGCUGCUCACCGGCUCCUCCUACAAGGUGGAAGUGAAGAUUAAGCCCAGCACGCUGAAGGUCGAGCACAUCUCCAUUGGUGGUGUACUCGUCCCGCUGGAGUUGAAGUCUAAAGAGCCUGAUGGGGACCGAAUUGUUUAUACGGGCACAUAUGACACAGAAGGUGUGGCCCCAACCAAGAGUGGAGAACGGCAGCCCAUCCAGAUCACCAUGCCGUUCAUUGACAUUGGGACCUUCGAGACGGUGUGGCAAGUCAAGUUCUACAACUACCACAAGCGAGAUCACUGCCAGUGGGGCAGCCCCUUCUCUGUCAUUGAGUAUGAAUGCAAACCCAACGAGACCCGCAGUCUCAUGUGGGUGAACAACGAGUCCUUCUGCUGAGGAUGCUUCUCUCUGAUGUUGCUGGAAAGUCUCUUCUGAAACCUACUUACUAGAUAAACCAGCACAAGCCUCAACCAAGGCAGGCCACGCCGUUGCGGUUUCCUCCACGGUCCUGACGAGCUACCGGCCCCGAUUACUUUGAAAGUGUAAUUCCCCUCUGCUGCAAUGUCCCCGACAUAAAAGGGCAUGGUGCAUUAUCCCUGAGAAGAUUCUUUUCUGUGUUUUGUGUUGGUGUUCCCACAUCCAGUUGUUUUCGGUCAUGCUAUCCACCACUUAUGGCUGGAGUCAGUGGAAGUGCGGGUACGUCCUAAGGGUGAUGGUGCCACUGAGUGACCGUGGUGUUUUGUUCCCAAGUUGAGUGAUUCCCCCCCACCUUUGUUAAAUGUUAAAUAAAAACACAGUGAUGUGGUGGGUUAUCCCCUGUGUAAUACGGUAACGUGUACCUUGCAAUGUUUUCCAACUUUUAAAGCAGUUUUUAUGAAGAUAUGAAGAUGUAAUACAAACAGCAGUGAAUGGGACUCAAAUGGUGUGCUUCCUAGAAACAGCUCUGCUUUUUCUGGAGGGAUGAUGACAAAAUAAAAGGACAGAUAUUUAAGUAUGUAUAAAAUAUUUCAAUAUUUCACUCUUUCACGUGACUUAAGGGAUUGUGCUUAUGGUCUAGUUGAAAUGGGGAAAAGCACUGUUGUUGUUAAAACAAACAAGUUGGCAGGAGUUAUAGAGUUUCCCCUUUGGCAGGCUACCAUCGCAUUCAAACAUGCAUACUGAUGGCAUCCCCACAUUCCCCUUCACUUGAACUUUGUAAAACUGUGUAUGGAGCUGUAAUCAGCUUUUGAUAUUUCUUAAUAAAGGCAUUGAAUAGCCUGUC
Messenger RNA from Choloepus didactylus (southern two-toed sloth), 1768 nucleotides. It is a transcript of the gene CNRIP1, whose product is annotated as cannabinoid receptor interacting protein 1. The record is from RefSeq and is a predicted model, not a curated record. Lineage: Eukaryota; Metazoa; Chordata; Mammalia; Pilosa; Megalonychidae. Gene Ontology annotation, biological process: negative regulation of signaling receptor activity. The transcript has 3 exons. Bases 409 to 903 code for a protein of 164 amino acids. Gene Ontology annotation, molecular function: type 1 cannabinoid receptor binding. Gene Ontology annotation, cellular component: plasma membrane.